This is a messenger RNA of Marchantia polymorpha subsp. ruderalis, 3270 nucleotides long. The record is from the annotation of a GenBank genome assembly. NCBI's taxonomy places the organism in Eukaryota, Viridiplantae, Streptophyta, Marchantiopsida, Marchantiales, Marchantiaceae.
GCGAAAAGGAAGAAAUCUAUGUUGUGAUCCACAAAAUAUGAGAGGCAUAAGAAAACAAACGAACCACAAUCGGCGGUGCAUUUGGUGGACAUGUGGGUUUGUGACAGGAUCUGGGGAGGUGGGUACGUGGCACGAGGAGGCUGCACAGCUGGCCGUCACACUGUCAGUGGGGACGGGGGCAGGACUCGGAUGGAGCACAUGCUCGUCUGUUGCCCUGCGUCGCCCCACAGAAGGAAGAUCCCCCUCAGCUCCGUCUGCUUCUCCAUCUCCAUCUUCCAGGAUGUUCGCUCGCCUCUCGCACUCCUCUUGCGUCUGCGGAACGAGAUCUGCUGCUGCCGGUGCUGGUGGUGGCGCAUGGGCAGCGCUUCCGUCGAUGGAGAAUUAUUGUGGUGGCCAGUGGCGCUGCAGUGCGGAGCAGCGGUGGCCCCGCCGCAGGGCGAGGGACGGGGGGAGGCCGAGCUCGGACCAGGCUCUGGUGGAUGAGAGGGGGCAAUGAGAAGCGCAAUGCCGCCGAGCUCAUUGUGCGCCUUUCUGUCCUCGGAGCUGGAGCUUGAGCUGGAUCUUCUGCUGCGGCUGCUGUUCACAUCAUCAUCGACAAGAGACCCGCGAGAACGCGAUGGAAUCGGGCGGAGCUCGAGCAGGAUAUGAUCGUCGCUGCUGCUAGAAGCGAUCGGCAGCUUUCUCCUUCUUCUUCGUCUGCUUCGUCUGCUUCCUCGAUUCUUCGAUUGGGGCCGUCUGCGAGCGAAGGAAGCACGAGGCCGAUUUUACGAGGGCACCCUAGGGCCGGGUCGAUUGGGGCGGGGGCACGAGGAACCGGAACCGAACAUGUUGUGGACGAUGGUCUGUCAGGUGCUCUUCAUCGUCUCGCUCUACUACAUCUCGCGCCUCUUCUGACCCCCCGGCGCCUCCCAGAUGGGCGCGCCCGCGAGGUGACGUCCAUGCCGCGCCUGCGCCGUCGGGCCCCGUCGAGCCAGUCCCCGAGCGCCCCCCGCCGUCGCCCCGAGGCGAUCGGAAGCAUGCGCGCCAAUCUGGACGGCUGCAAUCGACUCAGCGCAGCGCCGGGAGCAGCGGGCGUCGAUCGGCGGAGCCUCGGCGAGCCGCGCCCGCGCCCGCGCUCGCUCGCGGGGUCGGGGUUGGGGUCAUGGAGCGGAGGAGGACGAGGAGCACGGGCGCCAUCGCCGUCGCCGCGGCGAUCUUCGUGAGCCUCGAGAUCAUCUUCGGCGCCGCGGGCGCGCGGGCGCAGGCGCAGAGCGGGACGGAGUGCGCGACUUCCGUCGUGCAGGACGGCGUUGGGGCGAGGCGGUACGACGCGUGCGUGCUGCUGCCGGCGCUGGGCGCCUCUGUCUCCUGGCUCCGUGAGCUGGGCGGCGACGGCGGGGGCGGCCUCGUGCACGUGGCAUUCACCGGUUGGCUCCCGCGCGCCGGAGGCUGGGUGGCCUGGGGCGUCAACUCCGUUCCGUCCAGCAUGGUGGGCGCCGAGGUGCUGGUCGCCUUCGCCGCGGCCAACGGCAGCAGCACGGCGCUGCCCUUCCGCCUGACCGUUGCGCUGCUGCGCGACCAGCCGCUCGUUUCGUCGCCCGUCGACCUGCUGGCUCUGGAGGGCGUGCGCAUCUCGGACCUACAGGUAACGCUCUUCGCCUCCGUGCAACUGCGCCCGGGCCAGACUUCGCUCAACCAGGUUUGGAACUCGGGCCCCAGCGUCACCGACGGCGUCCCGGCUCCUCACGCGCUCGACGGCGCUCACCUCUCCAGCUUCGCCUCUCUCGACUUCUCGUCCGGCGCCGUCGAGUCAGGCCCGCCCGUUGUCGGUAACCUCGAUCAGAAAAAUGCGCAUGCUCUACUGUGCGCGGUGGGCUUCGGGCUCCUUCUCCCGCUGGGAGCUUUGGCCGCGCGGUACCUGCGGGCGUUUACGCUGUUCGAGCCUUACUGGGUGCACGUGCACGCGCUGCUGCAGGUCUCAGGCUACGUGGUUGGCGUCGCCGGGUUCGCCCUGGGCCUCGUGCUCGACAGCUACACGGCUGGUUCCCCUCAUGCCAAGCACAAGGACCUGGGCAUUGCGAUCUUCUCCUUCGUUAAUCUUCAGAUGCUGACGGCGAUCCUUCGACCGGCUAAGGGGCACAAGUGGCGCAGGUACUGGAACGUGGUGCACCACGUGCUGGGCUACGCGGUGGUGUUCAUCACCAUCGCGAACAUCUUCGAGGGCCUGGACAUUCUGGCGCCAGGGCACGGCUGGCGCAGAGGGUACGUGGGAUUCCUGGUUCUGGUGGGCUGCGUCGUCUUCAUCCUCGAAAUCAUCACCUGGAUGCUCUACUUCAUGGGCAAAAAUUCGGAGCACGCGAGCUCCGGCGUCAGCAAGCAGAGCGGCGAUGGCGUCGACGAGGGCAGCGUGCGAGCGAACUGGUUCUUCCGCCGCCGCUCGGACCCUUCCCUCAAUGUGUCGGGAGCGAACGCCGAGGCCGAGACCGAGGCUGAGGCCGAGAAAUUGGAAUCGCGCGGCGCCAUGGCGGUGUGAGACCGCAUCGAGCGGGUGAGGCGACAUCAUCGACGACGACGGCGAAGAAGAAGCUGUUGUGGCCAGAUCGGCAGAGAAAUUCGCGCGGAUGGGCCGCGACCGCCUGUAAAUUACACUCUAGUGCACAUCUCCAUAGAUGGAGUUGGGUGUUUGCUGUGAACCCUAGUCCGAGAACGGAGCUCCUUCUGCAGCCUCAUGACAUGACGUCGCCAAGGUCGCCUGUCGUGCGGGGCGGCACUUUAGAGCUCCACCAUUCGGCCUUCGGGUGGCUCUCACUCUCGCGCGCUCUCUGAGGCAGAAGAACGAACAGCGGUGAAUCAUCGACGGGUCGAUCGAUCUUGCGGUUGUAGAAUUGGGGCAAUUUUGAGGCAUCCUGAGGGGCGCAAGGUUUCUGGCCUCUCCGCCAGUCAACCCAAGCAGUAGUAGCAUUUGAUCAUUUCUGCACAUUUCUGCACAUUUCCAUUCUCGGACCUUCCACAUUUGCCGUGUAGAUAGAUUCCAGCCCUUUGUGUCGUCGUCAGUCUCCUCUCUGGGCUCCCUGUAAAGCGACAUCGUGUACAGCCAGCCAGCCAGCCUGUCUAUGUGUGUGGAUAUGAUCCCGUCGACGACCUCUUGCACUUCCUCGUACUACAUACAAUUCGUCUCAAUCGUUUGUUGUGCUCGUUUUGAGCUGCCAUCUCUCUUCUCCGUGGAGGAACUGGCUCAAUUACUUUCUAUACCUUGUUCAUUCUUAAAUUGUGUAAAAUGUGCUUUUGGGC